This is a messenger RNA of Cynara cardunculus var. scolymus (artichoke), 1574 nucleotides long. Its product is annotated as uroporphyrinogen decarboxylase 1, chloroplastic. Lineage: Eukaryota; Viridiplantae; Streptophyta; Magnoliopsida; Asterales; Asteraceae. The transcript is spliced from 6 exons. Gene Ontology annotation, molecular function: uroporphyrinogen decarboxylase activity. The record is from RefSeq and is a predicted model, not a curated record. Bases 116 to 1360 code for a protein of 414 amino acids. Gene Ontology annotation, biological process: porphyrin-containing compound biosynthetic process.
CCAGCAGACCCAAAUAUUACAACACUCCCACUUCAUUUCUCCCUUGUAAUUAUCUCUAAUUCUUAGAAAUCUCUCUUAUCUGGGUGAAAAACAUUCAAAAUCUUGCUUCUCCCAAAUGGGAUUCUCUUCUUUCAACAGUGGGUGCGGUUGUUGCAGCCUUGGAUGGAAAUCAUCCAGUUUUCUUGUACCAUUAGGGUUUAAUUCAAGCACCACAAAUGGAGUUCUGGUCUCCUCAUCCAUCAACAGAUUUAAUCGGUUCAGAGCCGUUCGUCCCUCUGCAUCUGCAUCUUCACCUUCUUCUGAACCACUUUUGGUCAAGGCUGCAAGAGGAGAUCCUGUAAGCCGACCUCCGGCAUGGAUGAUGCGUCAGGCUGGAAGGUAUAUGGCCGUUUACAGAAAACUUGCAGAGAAACAUCCAUCUUUCAGGGAGAGAUCGGAAACAACCGAUCUCAUUGUGGAAAUUUCAUUGCAGCCUUGGGAAGCUUUCCAUCCCGAUGGAGUCAUUAUCUUCUCGGACAUUCUUACCCCUCUACCUGCAUUUGGUGUUCCCUUCGACAUAGAAGAAGUGCGGGGCCCAGUUAUUCAAACCCCAAUUCGGUCCGAGGAGGGCUUAAAAGCCUUGCAUCCAAUCAACUUGGAUAAACUAAACUUUGUGGGUGAAUCCCUCAAGAUUCUUCGACAAGAGGUUGAUGGGAGAGCUGCGGUUUUGGGUUUUGUGGGAGCUCCUUGGACAAUCGCCACAUAUAUCGUAGAAGGCGGCACCACUCGUACAUACACGAAUAUAAAAAGCAUGUGUCAUACGGCACCUCAUGUAUUACGGGCUCUUCUCUCGCAUUUAACGGAGGCUAUAGCCGAGUACGUUGUUUACCAAGUGAAAUGCGGUGCUCAUUGUGUACAAAUAUUCGAUUCUUGGGGUGGACAGCUACCUCCAAACAUGUGGGAGCUCUGGUCAAAGCCGUAUAUCAAUGAGAUUGUAGGUAUCGUAAAAAAGAAAUGCCCAGAAAUACCGCUUGUACUUUAUAUCAACGGAAAUGGCGGGUUGCUUGAAAAGAUGAAAGGAACUGGAGUUGACGUUAUUGGGCUGGACUGGACGGUCGAUAUGGCAGAUGGAAGACGGAGGUUGGGUGACAAUAUCAGUAUUCAAGGAAACGUUGAUCCUGCUUAUUUGUUUUCGCCUCUUUCUGCCUUGACAGAUGAGAUUCAUAGGGUGGUGAAGUGCGCUGGGCCGAGGGGUCACAUUUUGAAUCUGGGCCACGGCGUACUUGUUGGAACUCCGGAGGAAGCUGUUUCACGGUUCUUUGAUGUUGCAAGAAGCUUCAACUUUGAUUCCGUUGAGGAGAAACCGAAAGUUGUAGUUUGAAUGCAAUUUGUUUAGGUUUUCUGGUAGGAUUAAUGUCCUGUUGUUGAGGUUUUUACCCGAAAUUCGGUUCUUAUUUUAGUUUUUUGCUUAAAUUUUGUCAUUUGAGCUUCUGGAUCUCGAUUUGUAUUGUGUAUUCUUUCAUUUGGAUCAUGUUAUGAUAUUAUAUGCAGAAAAUGGUGUCAAGUAGAUGCAAGAAAACAUGCUGCUAUUAAAC